Cercospora beticola is the source of this 2590-nucleotide messenger RNA. RefSeq lists its product as uncharacterized. Lineage: Eukaryota; Fungi; Ascomycota; Dothideomycetes; Mycosphaerellales; Mycosphaerellaceae. Gene Ontology annotation, molecular function: protein binding. The record is from RefSeq and is a predicted model, not a curated record.
GCUCCAACAGCUGCACCUGUUUGUCUCUUCAGCCUCGUCGGGGGAGCCCGUGAACCGUAUUACUCUGCUCACUGCUCGCCCGCAUGAACAAGGCUGAACUUGAGCCGCCUCGCCAAUACUGACAGGUGCGACUCGAGCUGUAGGAAGCAGAGCAUUUACGGCGGAUGCAGCGUUGUCACAUCCGCGACAUCCACCUGAAUCACACCCACCGCAGCAUUCAGCAUUCACUCUCAACGCGGCUCGCUCACUUUAGAGCUGCUAGGCCUCCCAUUCAUUGAUUCAGUGCACUUCUUCCGCAGGACACAUCUUCACUUGGCUAGCAGGCAGACAGGCAGGCAAGACGGUGAUACAUACUUGACCACCAGCUCGCCUUGACCUUCACUCCUCCACACCUAACCGCGGUCUCCACUCGUCGACCGCCAGACAAAGCAAAGCAGAUUGAAGCCAGCUCAUCACACAAAGAAAGACAGCGACAGGCACAGAAAUAACAGGCGCGGUGGGAGCUGCCGAGCACAACACUCCAUCAUGGCAGCCACCACGGCCACUCAGACCGACUCGCUCGUGGAGCUGCCCAAACCACGAACCAAGCACGCGACCACGCUCCACGACUUGUCCGAUGAGCUUCUGGGUCUCAUCAUCGAGCGAGUGCCUCGCCCAUCAGACCUGAAGAAUGCCUGCCUCGUCUCCAAGAAAUUCCACUCCAUCGCCGUCCGCUCCCUCUACCGCAAUGUCGCCCUCGAUCUCGGCAGCGACCACGACACCCGCCUCUCAUCCUUCCUCAACCCACGCAACAUCGGCCUCCAGCACAUCCGCCAGCUCCGCCUCUACCUCGCCGAAUCCGCCGACCGCUGCAAUCAAGAACGACAAGCACAAUUUGCAACGCGGAUGAUACUAGAGUUCCUUCCCGAGGACGUGCUGGAGGAGUUCAGCUGGUGUCCCUGGAAGGCCUUCGCCGCGGAUACGUUACUUUUGCUUUACAAGCGUCAGCGCAAGAUGAAGUGGCUUGAGGUUAUGGACCUUGAUCGAGAUGUCUUGCCGGAGUUGAAGAAGAUGGCUAAGACGACGGGUGCGAUGUUUCAACAUACGAGGAAAUUGGCACUUUAUCCGGAGAAUCGAGAUACCCUAGCUUUGAGUGGGUUCUUUUUGGAGAAGUGUAGGGAGCAAUUGGAGGAACUGAUUGUGCAUUGCAAUUUCAGUGAUCUGGGCCGGCCGAGUGUGCCUGAUUCGAGGGAGCUGAACGAUUCCGCGACGGAGCCUGGUCUACUGAGCAGGACGGUCUUCUCCAGUCUCAUGCCUUUCGACACAUGCGAGCCGUUGAAGAACUUGACGAGUCUCCGACUGCAUCGCAUUAGUUUGAGGUACUGCGCGGAUACUUGGUGCAAGUUCAUCAACUUUCAACAGCUGGAGAAUCUAAGACUAUACCAUUGUGCUGGGGCCGACACAUUGUUAGGGCAGUUGAGCAAGUCGAGGAAUCUGCCAAAGACGCUGAAGGUACUGGAAUUACAACAUCGCGACAACACCGACAAUGAGGCUCUACUCGCCCUUGACGGCUUCCUCUGUCUCGUGUCUGGCCUUCGAGAUAUGGUCAUUGAUCUGGAUAACGUCAAGUCAUUACCUGCGGCAGCUGGAAUCGUGCGGCAUAGCAAGACGCUUGAACUGCUCAGCGUACAUUGCGCCACGGAGAACCACCCAGGCAACUCCAUGACGUCGGACUGCGAUAAUGAAGAGCUGGUGUGGUCAACAGAAGACUUUGACAAGAUUUGCCGAGCGUGCAAGGAUCUCGAACAGCUUUCCUGCGCUUGGCCUUCGACAAGUCUGAUUCGCAGCCCUGCACCGGACUGGAAGCGAUUCGAAUCGAGUGCGGCAGUGUUGAGGAAGAUGGUUACAUUGCACAUUACGACGUGGCCGAAUAACAAGCCUUCGACACAACUCUUGCCGAGGAUGGUGUACGAAAGUCUGCUUCAGAGUCUGGCACAGCGGAUGUUCGAGCUGGCGGCAGAUGGGAGAGACAAGGGCAUGCCGCCCGUCGUCGAAAGCAUCGAUUCAGAUGACGAAGACGACCUCCCAAUUGUGCCCUCUGGUAACACACCUUCGUCUCACUCCGACACCAACGCCACUCCCUCCUCACGCCUCCGCCUCAUCGCCUUCGGCGUCUCAGAUCGAAUCUACGAACGAGAAGAUUCAAAGAACCAGACCAUUUUCCUCAAGUCUUUCGCUGCAGAUGCGGAAGGCAAGCUUCGACCUCAUGCGGUUCCUGUCGGGUGGUGUUUGAGACAGUAUAUUGAGCCGAGGAGUGAGGUGUUGGAUUUUGUGCUGCAUCGGAGUUCGGAUCGCGAUGCGCAUCCGCCUGUGAGUGAUUAUCUGAGUGGAACGGGGAGGUUGAGACACACGACGGGGGGUUGGGGGGAUGAGAGAGAUGAUGAGGAUUAGCGAUUCUAUCCUCACGUGCAUUGGUGAAGGGCGUGGAGGGGACGGGUUGGGAGGGAUGUUACGAUAAGAUGGAAGGGAUGGAGAGAAGGUUUCAUUCAUUCAUGGGUGGGUUGAUGCAUGGUUGGAGGGGGCUUUAGAUGGUAAUGGGAUUGAGAUUGAG